This is a messenger RNA of Lineus longissimus, 1433 nucleotides long. Its product is annotated as putative peptidyl-prolyl cis-trans isomerase dodo. Bases 19 to 486 code for a protein of 155 amino acids. Gene Ontology annotation, molecular function: protein binding; peptidyl-prolyl cis-trans isomerase activity. Lineage: Eukaryota; Metazoa; Nemertea; Pilidiophora; Heteronemertea; Lineidae. The record is from RefSeq and is a predicted model, not a curated record. The transcript has 3 exons. Gene Ontology annotation, cellular component: nucleus; cytosol.
CCGAAACGACAAAUCAACAUGGCGGAUUCUGAAAAUUUACCGGAGGGUUGGGAAAAACGGAAAAGCAGUUCUACCGGCAAGGCGUACUAUCUCAAUCUCCAUACCAAGCAGAGUCAGUGGGAGGUUCCCACAGAGCCAGCAGGGAUGGGCAAGCAGGUAAAUUGCUGCCACCUAUUGGUCAAACACUCUGGGUCUCGCCGACCGUCUUCUUGGAGACAAGAUGUGAUCACGCGGAGUAAGGAUGAUGCACAGAGCAUUCUCAUCGGGUAUAUCGACCGAAUCAAGCGAGGCGAAAUUACAUUUGAAGAAUUGGCGUCAACAGAGAGUGAUUGUAGUUCAGCACGAAAUGGUGGAUCACUUGGGUUUUUUGGACCUGGUCAGAUGCAACCUGCUUUCGAACAAGCGGCUUUUGCACUGAAAGUUGGAGAAAUGAGCGGAAUUGUGGACUCUGAAUCUGGACUUCAUAUUAUUCUGCGUACUGCAUAGGCAGUUCGAGAUAUAGUUUGGGCAUUCAUUAUUCAACAGAAUUACAAUUUGACUUUGUCGAGGUUCAGGCAGAGAUAUUUGGGGAGAUUUUGUUGAAACAAUAUGCCGGUUCAGAACUUUGGUUGGAGUUCUUUUAUGUGGCAUUUGCUCUUCAAGAAUGACCUAUUAUUUUUAUCUGAUGAAGAAUGUUUCUAAGUACUUACCAAUACAAACUGUAUUCCUCAACUGACUUGCAUCAUCAGAUAGCAAAAAACUAUGUAAGUAGUGUAGUAUUGAAUCAAAGAAAUACCUAGUUACAUUUUACUUGUGCAUUUUUGUGAAAUGGAGUAAAGUUGUAUUUACACUUAUACAGGAAGGAAAUGUCCAUAAUUAUGUUAUUUGUUAUGUAGGGGUAGCAGGUGUACAUACUAAAUGGCGUAAUGCGGCCAAGAUGUAUGAUGGUGGACAAUUUUCCAUCUGAUAGGCCUUUUCGAAGAAGACGGAUCAGAGUCCAAACAAAUCAAAUGCACACAAUUAGAACAAGUCAGUAGGCCUAGGCAAACUUCGGACAAUGCUAUAAGCUGCUGCGACCCUUCAAGGUGAAGCGCACGACUGGUCAGCACCCAAACAAACUUCUUCUAAAACAUCGAUUAAAAUUGACCACCCGGAAAAGAUUGUUAUGAGGGUCGUAUUUAACUCUUUGGUUUUGGGGGGGGGGGUUAGAACACCCAGAUCUGUAUGAAAAACAUGUUUUUUGUCAACGUCUGGAGGGGGUAGUUGUCCAUCUAAAUGUGGCUCUGAUUGUUGUCCAACUUGUUACUGAGGAUGUUCAGAUACCUCUACAUAUUGCUUUUGUGGUUUUUUCUCCCAUUUUGUAUUUGUAAUUAAGAUGAUUACUCCGAAAACAUCUUAUGUGUUCAGUUUGUCCAUAGUAUUGUGGCAAAUAAAAUGAUAAGGUUACAUGCUGA